UGCGUACCUCCCCCCACCCCCAGCAACCGGCCUGGCGGCGCGGCCCUAAACUAAGGAGGCGGAGCUGAGACGGGGUCGGGACUGCUUGCUAACUCCAGGACCAGGUUUAAAUUUUUGAAAUUUUUGACAUUGAAGUAGGUCUACACAUUAGGAACUCAUGUCUUUUCUUGUAAGUAAACCAGAGCGAAUUAGGCGGUGGGUCUCGGAGAAGUUCAUUGUUGAGGGCUUAAGAGAUUUGGAGCUAUUUGGAGAGCAGCCUCCGGGUGACGCUCGGAGAAAAACCAAUGAGGCGAGCUCAGAGUCGAUAGCAUCCCUCUCUAAACAGGAGAUCAUGAGUAGCUUCCUGCCAGAGGGAGGGCGCUAUGAGCUACUCACCGUCAUAGGCAAAGGAUUUGAGGACCUGAUGACAGUGAAUCUAGCAAGGUACAAACCAACAGGGGAGUAUGUGACAGUACGGAGGAUUAACCUGGAAGCUUGUUCCAAUGAGAUGGUGACGUUCUUGCAGGGGGAGCUUCAUGUCUCUAAACUCUUCAGCCAUCCCAAUAUCCUGCCAUAUCGAGCCACCUUUAUUGCAGACAAUGAGCUGUGGGUUGUCACAUCAUUCAUGGCAUAUGGUUCUGCAAAGGAUCUCAUCUGCACGCACUUCAUGGAUGGCAUGAAUGAACUGGCGAUUGCUUACAUCCUGCAGGGGGUGCUCAAGGCCCUGGACUAUAUCCACCACAUGGGAUACGUACACAGGAGUGUCAAAGCCAGCCACAUUCUGAUCUCCUCCGAUGGGAAGGUCUACCUGUCUGGUUUACGCAGCAACCUCAGCAUGAUCAGCCAUGGGCAACGGCAGCGUGUGGUCCACGACUUUCCCAAGUACAGUGUCAAGGUUCUGCCGUGGCUCAGCCCGGAGGUCCUCCAGCAGAAUCUUCAGGGUUACGAUGCCAAGUCUGACAUCUACAGUGUGGGAAUCACAGCCUGUGAGCUGGCCAAUGGCCAUGUCCCCUUUAAGGAUAUGCCCGCCACCCAGAUGCUGCUGGAGAAGCUGAAUGGCACAGUGCCCUGCCUGCUGGACACUAGCACCAUCCCCGCUGAGGAGCUGACCAUGAGCACUUCACGCUCAGCAGCCAACUCUGGCCUGAGUGACAGCCUGGCCACAAGCACCCCCAGGACCUCCAAUGGCGACUCGCCAUCCCACCCCUAUCACCGCACCUUUUCCCCUCACUUCCACCACUUUGUGGAGCAGUGCCUUCAACGCAACCCUGACGUAAGACCAAGUGCCAGCACCCUCCUGAACCAUUCUUUCUUCAAGCAGAUCAAGCGACGCGCCUCAGAGGCUUUGCCUGAGUUACUACGCCCUGUCACCCCCAUCACCAAUUUUGAGGGCAGCCAGCCUCAGGACCACAGCGGAAUCUUUGGCCUGGUAACGAACCUGGAAGAGCUAGAGGUGGACGACUGGGAGUUCUGAGCCUCUGAAGAAUGCGCACGUUCUCCAUCCCAGGACACGUGAGCCCCGGCGGGGGCCCUUCUCGAGGGCUGGCCACAUUCCCACUCUCCUGAGUGCAGACUGGGUAGAAAAGACAUUUCUGCCAGGUUGGUUGGCCACUUACUCACUGGGAAAGAAAUUCCUGGAGAGAAACCUUCAUUACUGCUCCAGGACUUCUGAGACAAGGGAAUCCUGGCAGCCAGUGAUCAGAGGCCGGGAAGCUGACAUUCCAUCCUGGGAGCUCAGGCGACCUCUUCAGAAGGAAGAGAUGCUGUUCUGGCCCUGGAGGGCUGAAGGCCAAGCCCAGGGUUUGACUCCUUGACCCAGAAGACUGUGUGACUUCCUCUUCUCACUCUUGUCCUACUAGCCUGUUCCAUCCUCUUCCUCUGCUCUCAGAUCCUGUAGGUCCAUGGAGGGGCAAGCAAUAAGCAACCUGCCCCCCACCCUAGCCCCCAGACUUCUCCCUAAUAAUUGAAGGGAAGAGCAUUUUUUUCUUGUUAAGCACCAGGUUAAGCCUGGGGCAGUCCCUCCUCACCUGCUCAUUGCUUGGGCGGAAACACCUUCCCAUAGUUCAUCUGUGUGGCUCAUCUCUUUCCCACCAAGAGCCCGUCUUACUGCCUCCUGUCCGCACCUGGAGGCUUCCUCCAAGGCCACAAGGUCUUGCCUAGCCUGAGGACUUAAGUCCUUGUGCAGCUUUAGUUUCAUCGCCAGAACAAAUUAAAAUUUUUGAAGAAUCCA
Messenger RNA from Nyctereutes procyonoides (raccoon dog), 2209 nucleotides. It is a transcript of the gene STRADA, whose product is annotated as STE20 related adaptor alpha. The transcript is spliced from 13 exons. The record is from RefSeq and is a predicted model, not a curated record. Gene Ontology annotation, molecular function: protein serine/threonine kinase activator activity; ATP binding; protein kinase activity. Lineage: Eukaryota; Metazoa; Chordata; Mammalia; Carnivora; Canidae. Bases 158 to 1453 code for a protein of 431 amino acids. Gene Ontology annotation, biological process: protein phosphorylation.